Messenger RNA from Amphibalanus amphitrite, 1712 nucleotides. RefSeq names its product ras-GEF domain-containing family member 1B-like. Gene Ontology annotation, cellular component: plasma membrane. Lineage: Eukaryota; Metazoa; Arthropoda; Thecostraca; Balanomorpha; Balanidae. The transcript has 7 exons. The record is from RefSeq and is a predicted model, not a curated record. Gene Ontology annotation, molecular function: guanyl-nucleotide exchange factor activity. Gene Ontology annotation, biological process: positive regulation of GTPase activity; Ras protein signal transduction. Bases 100 to 726 code for a protein of 208 amino acids.
UUGCCUCAGGAGUCUCCUCGAAUUGACACGGCCUACAAGGACCUGAAGACGACCAAGAACCUGGAGAACUACAUCCAGUGGUUCAACAGGCUCAGCUACAUGGUGGCCACAGAAGUCUGCAUGCACGUAAAGAAGAAGCAGCGGGUCCGCCUGAUCGAGUACUGGAUAGAGGUGGGACGCGAGUGCUUCAACACGGGCAACUUCAACUCUCUCAUGGCCAUCAUCGCCGGACUAAACAUGUCGCCCGUCGCCCGGCUCAAGAAAACGUGGUCUCGAGUGGACAGCGCUCAGUUGUCUGUUCUCGAGCAACAGAUGUCACCGUCCUCAAACUUCCUCAGCUACAGGAGGACACUGCAGGCUGCCAUGUGGCGUUCUUCCAACUCCGACACGGGCUCCGAUGGCAGACAGAGGAUUGUCAUACCGUUCUUCUCACUACUCGUCAAGGAUCUGUACUUCCUCAACGAGGGAUGCGCCAACAGACUGGUGGACGGCCACAUCAACUUUGAAAAGUUCUGGCAGCUGGCCAAGCAGGUGACUGAGUUCAUAGCCUGGAAACAGGUGACCUGUCCGUUUGUGAAGGAGAACAAGGUCAUUCAGUACCUGAUGACCGGUCCCGUCUAUGACGAACAUGCUCUGUGGCUGGCCUCAUACGACUGCGAGCACCCGGAGAACAGCUUCGAGAAGGACCGGCUCAAGGUUCUCAAGUCCGAGAACGGAACUCCGUAGUGACAUCAUCACGUACCUGAUGACGUCACGCGCCGCCUCGAGGAGUGACGUCACACCCAGCGCCGGACAGUGACGUCACAUCAGUCGCCGGGCAGUACAAAACGACAGAGACGCGGCGCUUGCAGCCAACUGACGUUGAUGACGUCAUAUGUAUGACGUCACAGGCGGCGGUGGUGGCUGUCGCUACUUGCUAGUCAUCGGAAGUGUUCCUGCGAGUGCUUAUGAGUUUUUGCGAAUGUUUGCGAGAGUUUGAGUUAUAAGGUGUGUCCGGUGCAAUACCGAAGUCCCAGCACCAGAAUUUUGACGCCAUCGACUCGCUGGUCCAAGUCCAGUGAUGACUCGCCGCUGGGUGAACAUGAUGACACUUUGACGUCAAUGUGACGCCAUACUGACGUCACUGAGUGUUGAUGUUGUGCCGCACUGACGUGUCUCCGUAUGAUGUGAUUGUCUUAGCCGUCGCUGUCUGCUACGAUGGUUGUACCAAGAGAUUCACAGUCACUGUAUUAAGAGGGUCAUUUGGGUGGCUGAGCCCAUCCCUCGUUGCUAUGUGGAUACCAAUCUAAGCGAUGCGGACUGUUCUUGUCAUAUAUCCACCCCCUCCAAGGGUUGACCGAGGGCCGCUGAUUUGACAUUGACAGUGGCUCGAUCCUUCUUUGCUGCCAGUCAAGGCAGCCUUCCCAAGCUGCAUUCGGACUACUGCUGAUGCCUGAUACCGUGUUGAGUUGGGUAAAGUCUUCAAUGAGGCAGCUAUUGCGAUCGUGUAACUAUUGUUUUUUUAAUGUUGCAUUGUGUUAGUCAUAUGAUUGGCCCGAUUGUGUGAUCAUUCCUCGUGGAUUUGUCGCUUUUCUAUUGUUGUUUUUCGUUUUGUGAAUAUGCCGCUUUUCUGAUUACAUGUCGAGUAGCUGAUUGAUUUGUUGUCGAUGGUUUUUGUGUUACUUUUGUACAUAUAUACUACGGAGAGAAUACACGUCCCUGAUUCCCAGCUA